This is a messenger RNA of Stegastes partitus (bicolor damselfish), 729 nucleotides long. Its product is annotated as arrestin domain-containing protein 3-like. The annotation marks the transcript as partial. Lineage: Eukaryota; Metazoa; Chordata; Actinopteri; Pomacentridae. Gene Ontology annotation, cellular component: plasma membrane; cytoplasm. The record is from RefSeq and is a predicted model, not a curated record. The transcript has 6 exons. Gene Ontology annotation, biological process: protein transport.
CUUGCAGCAAUCGGUGGGACAAUCAAACUGUCCCCCGGCACCCAUGUGUAUCCGUUUGCAUGUCAACUCCCACAUGGAGAAUUCCCCUCCACUUUCCACGGCCCUGGUGGGAAAAUAGUAUACACCUUGAAAGUGGACAUCUACAGACCCUGGCACAUGUCCAAGAGCUUUGAGACAAAGCUGAACUUUGUGCACCACAUUAAUACCAACGUGCCGGACCUGUGGGCUCCCCUCUCAGGCACGAACAGAAUGACGCUGUGCUGCCUGUGGUGUGCCUCGGGUCCUAUCACAAUGACAGCCACUACAGAGAAGAAAGCCUUCGUCCCUGGCGAAACUGUAAACAUACUUUGCAACAUUAGCAAUGGUUCAUUUGCAUCAGCUACUCUGAAGGCGAGGCUGGAUCAGAAACAGACUUUCUAUACCCAGGGAAGGGAAACCCACAUUCAGGCUGUCAAACACUUUCAAUCAGUGAGCGGAGAGCGCGUCGCCGCUCACACCUCUGACGUGCACACUGAGAUAAAGCUCACUAUUCCCUCGUCUGCAUUCCUCACCAUCUCAAACUGCAGCAUCAUAGAGGUUGAUUACACAAUCGAGGUGAACCUCUGCAUACGAGCUUUCCCUGACAUCACUGUCCUGGUUCCCAUCAUCGUCUAUCCUGGAACCCGCUCCGUCGCCCUGACCUCCUGGUCUGUGACUCCGUCAUUCCACUACUACACUGUCCUUGUCUAA